AUGCGUCUUAUAAAUCGACUAGAAACCGAACCAGAUACCAUGACCCUGGCUCUACUGGCGGAUGAAUGUAACAGGUUAGUGAAUUUGCGGAAAGACACAUCUAUGGUCGAGCAACAAGAAGUGAAUUCUGUGCAUAAGGCAGCUGCACACACUGAUACACGAGCAACAUCAACGAAUCUACCGAAAGCUCCAUGUUGGUUGUGUGGCGGAGUUCAUUUCGUUCGUGAAUGUGAGUACGCAAACCAUCGCUGUGCGGAAUGUCAACAAGUCGGGCAUAAAGAAGGUUAUUGUGGCUGUAUUCGUCCAUCCAGGAAUAUACCAUACAAACAAAAUCGUUCAGGUGGUGGUCGAGGAGAUGGUAAUAAUUGGCACCGAUACAAAUCUCGAUCACUGGUGUGUAAUCAAGUACUGAAUGUUGCGUCGAGGAAAUAUGUUGUAGUGUUGCUAAACGGUGUCAAAACAGAUCUACAGAUUGAUACUGCGUCUGAUAUCACAGUGAUUUCUGAAAAGCGCUGGGCUAUUAUUGGUAAACCUGUCACCACAACUACAUCAGCAAGAGCGCUAACAGCAUCUGGGUCCAACUUACAACUAUCAUCGCAGUUUCAAGCAACUUUGACGUUAGCAGGAAAAUCAAAACAAGGUACUGUUUACGUUACCAAAUCCAAUCUCAACAUUCUGGGAAUCGAUUGGAUCGAACGGUUUGGCAUUUGGGACGUUCCCAUUAGCAGCAUUUGUCGGAAACUGCAACUAUCCGACGAUAAUCAAAUCAGGACACUAAAAUCCAGAUACUCGGAUGUGUUUUCUAAUGAGCCAAGUGUAUGUGCCAAAGUUGAAGUUAACCUAACAGUGAAAGAAGGCGCCGUUCCUGUUUUCCGACCAAAGCGACCAGUUUCUUUUGGUUCUCUAAACCUAGUUGAGCAGGAGUUGGACAGGCUCGAAAGACGUGGUGUUAUCACCCCUGUCUCGUAUUCCGAUUGGGCAGCCCCUAUCGUGGUUGUUAAAAAGUCGGAUAAGACGGUGCGAAUAUGUGGAGACUAUUCGACUGGCUUGAAUGCAGUGUUAACGCCUCACAAAUACCCACUUCCAACUCCAGACGAAAUAUUCGCAACUUUAACCGGUGGAAUUAUGUUCAGCAUUUUGGAUCUGCGUGACGGUUAUUUGCUGAUGAACGUUUCGGAAGAGUCCCGAAUUCCUGGCGUCAAACCGUACAUAGACGAUGUCAUUAUCACCGGUUGUACGAAAGCAGAGCAUGAUGAUCGUCUAGAACAGGUGCUGAAGAAAUUUCGAGAGUUCGGAUUACGGUUGAAGGAAGAGAAAUGCCAGUUCUUUGCGGAGUCAGUAAAAUACUUAGGCCACAUCAUUGAUCGUACGGGAAUACGUCCAGAUCCGGAAAAAGCACUGGCCAUUUCUAACAUGCCAGCACCCACCGAUGUUGCAACAUUACGGUCAUUUUUGGGUGCUGUAAAUUAUUAUGGGAAAUUUAUCCCGCACAUGCGUAAUUUGCGGUAUCCCUUGGACAAUCUAUUGAAAUCAUCGAAUACGCAUUUUGAAUGGACUGAACAAUGCCAGAAAAGUUUCGACUCCUUCAAGACGAUUUUGUUAUCAGAUUUGGCACUGACACACUACGAUCCACAUUUGCCAGUCAUCGUUUCUGCUGAUGCAUCUAACUUUGGCAUCGGUGCCUGCAUCCAACACGUUUUUCCGGAUGGUACUAGGAAGGCGAUUUACCAUGUAUCUCGUGCGCUAUCAUCAGCAGAACAAAAUUACGGACAAAUAGAAAAAGAAGGUCUUGCUCUGAUUUUUGCUGUUACCCGUUUUCACCGUUUUAUCUAUGGACGCCAUUUUAAGCUGGAAACGGAUCACAAGCCUUUACUUUCUAUUUUCGGAUCUAAGAAAGGUGUACCAGUUUAUGCUGCGAAUCGACUACAGAGAUGGGCAGUAACACUCUUAGCGUACGACUUUGAAAUCCUUUAUGUGCGAACCACUGACUUCGGGAAUGCAGAUCUAUUGUCUAGACUGAUCAAUCGGUGUGCAAAGCCAGACGAUGAUAUUGUUAUAGCAGCCGUAUCAGUUGACGCAGAUUUAAAAGAGGUACUUCAUGUUGCUAUAAAUUCUUUAAAUAUACCUCUCAGUUUUAGAAUGAUUCGCUCUGCUUUCAACGAAGAUGAUGAGCUUUCGAAGGUUGUCAACUUUCUUCAGAAUGGUUGGCCGGUAUCAACUAACAAGCUUCAAGGAGAAACGAAGAAAUUCUACGAAAUAAGGGACUCUCUAUCCAUCACUGAGGGUUGCCUUAUGUUUGGAGAUCGUCUCGUCAUACCACGCUGUUAUCGCACGAAGGUCUUAAAACAAUUGCACACUGCUCAUCCAGGCAUAGAGCGUAUGAAAGCUUUGGCAAGAAGCUACAUCUAUUGGCCACGGCUAGAUUCUGAUAUUCAAGAGUGGGUACGCGGAUGUGGACAGUGCGCCAUAUCUUUGAAAGCUCCAGCUCGAGCAAUUCCGCAGGCAUGGCCUGAAACAACUAGGCCCUUCCAAAGAGUGCAUAUUGACUAUGCAGGGCCGCAUUACGCCACUACAAUUAAAAUGCUUCGAGAUGUUUUCUGUCGUUUCGGAAUGCCGGAAACGUUAGUCAGUGAUAAUGGUCGACAGUUCACUGCGGAUAUUUUCCUCGAAUUUUGUACCCAGAACGGCAUUGAGCACAUACGUAGUCCACCUUACCACCCGCAGUCUAACGGGCAGGCUGAGAGAUUUGUGGACACGUUUAAACGAUCGCUGGCCAAAAUUUAUCAUCCCGAAGGAGACUUGCAAUCUGCUUUAGACACAUUUUUGUUAAACUACAGAAUAACUCCGAACCGUAAUGCGAGUGAAGGAAAAUCACCAUCUGAACUUUUAUUUGGACGUCGUAUACGUUCACAUUUAGAUCUUUUGCUACCACCAAAGGACACCACCAAAUAUGAGGUUCCGGAUGUAAUCGAAGCCGCCACCCGAAAGGAUCAGCAGCAAACUCUGGAGCUAUCCCGAAAGGUUGGAUUCCUAACCGGAUACGAAUCGCCAGCCAUGGAAAGUACCCUUAAGAAAAUAGCGGCUUUCGUUCCGGUAAUGAUAGUCGAAUAG
Uranotaenia lowii is the source of this 3111-nucleotide messenger RNA. RefSeq lists its product as uncharacterized. NCBI's taxonomy places the organism in Eukaryota, Metazoa, Arthropoda, Insecta, Diptera, Culicidae. Gene Ontology annotation, biological process: DNA integration; proteolysis. Gene Ontology annotation, molecular function: aspartic-type endopeptidase activity; nucleic acid binding. The coding region runs from base 1 to 3111 and encodes 1036 amino acids. The record is from RefSeq and is a predicted model, not a curated record. The transcript has 4 exons.